AUGGCCUACCAACCUCAAUCGCCGAAUCAGGGCAACACCGCCGAUGAGAGAAGCUCAAAUCGCCGACUUUACAACCCUUACCAAGAUCUGCACCUCCCGACGCAGACCCUUUACAAUCUCCCCACCUCGCCGGAGUUUCUAUUCCAGGAGGAAUCCGUCGCCCAACGCCGCUCCUGGGGGGAGAAUCUCACCUACUACACGGGCAUCGGCUACCUCGCCGGUGCCACCGUCGGCGCCGCCAAGGGCUUCGCCACCGGGGUCAGGGCGAUCGAGCCUACCGACACGACGAAGUUGAAGGUCAACCGUAUCCUCAACGGGUCGGGUCUCGCGGGUAGGCAGAUCGGCAACAGGUGCGGCGUUAUCGGGCUGAUGUACGCCGGGAUCGAGAGCGGCAUGGUUGCGGUUCGGGACACAGACGACGUCGUCAACAGCGUGGUCUCGGGGUUGGCUACUGGGGCUCUCUACAAGGCGGCNGCUGGGCCUAGGUCGGCCGCCGUGGCUGGUGCAAUAGGAGGCGUCCUCGUUGGGCUCGCCGUCACCGGAAAACAAGCUUUGAAGCGAUAUGUACCAAUUUGA
This is a messenger RNA of Striga hermonthica, 576 nucleotides long. The record is from the annotation of a GenBank genome assembly. Lineage: Eukaryota; Viridiplantae; Streptophyta; Magnoliopsida; Lamiales; Orobanchaceae.